UUUGGACAGAGUACUCCAGCGUUAGGGCAAUCAAGUGUAUUUAGUACACCUUCUACUGCAUUUUGGGGGGAAUUUGUUUUCAAGCACUCCAUCUCUGCUAUCUACAAGCAACCCAUUAAGAUUUGGUCAAACAACCAAUUGGUCUAGCAUUCUUGAGUGUUGAUGCAUUGGCAUGUGGCAAAGACACUAGAUGCCAGUGGAUAAAAGCAUAUCCGACUCACUGGCUGCAAUUAGAGGAAAUAAACAGAGAAUAAAAUGUGGGAAGGAACUGUCUGUAUGUAUGGCAUUAUGUUUUUGUGAAUAGAGGCUGCACAAGCUCAAUAAGUGAUGGAAAUUAUAUCAUGAAGAUCCAUAGGUAUCUCAUUGUUGAUCUUAUCUCAAAAAUUAUCUUAGUUUAACAACUUGUCUAAUCAUUUUCAAGAAUUUUCUUCUCUAGUGUCUGAUAGGUUCUAAGUUCAUUCAUCAUUUGUAUCUGAAGCCCUCCAUUUCAACACCCUUUCAAGUGUGUCAACCCUCUCAGAGUACAGGUGCUUUUGGCUUUAGCAACUUUGGUCAGAUGCAAUCAGCUGGUACAAGCAGCCUUGGUGGCAAGCCAAGCAUCUUUGGUCAGAAUACUUUGGGACAAUUGUCUGCCAGUCAGAGCUCUGCAGUUGUACAACCAGCCCCUGUUACGAAUCCUUUUGGAACUCUACCAGUGAUGCCUCAGAUGUCAAUUGGUCGCACAAGGAUGUCACCUUCAAUUCCAUAUGGAAUUUCUAGUUUGCCUCACUCAGUUUUCACGGACAACUUAGGGAGAUGUUCUUUCUGCAAUGUGCACGUGGUGACUGACAUCAUUUUCCAAACAGGGCUAAUAUACAGGAGAUUGAUACUUAUGAUAAUAAAUGCAUUAGUUGGUGCUUUUGUAUGCAGAGCAAAUCCGGACAAAACAUCACCUCCAAAGGAUACAUCCACUCCACCUCAUGGGAAUGGUAAAAGGUCUGAAGCAGCUUCUACCCCUAAUUUGUAUGGAUCAAGUGCGGAGGAUAAAGAUAAGACUGACUUUUGGCUCAGUUGUCCCGCAUCGGAAUGGAUUGAGAUGUGCAAAGGUUAG
Molecule: messenger RNA, 1090 nt
Organism: Ilex paraguariensis (yerba mate)
Lineage: Eukaryota; Viridiplantae; Streptophyta; Magnoliopsida; Aquifoliales; Aquifoliaceae
Source: the annotation of a GenBank genome assembly